Molecule: messenger RNA, 3666 nt
Organism: Fusarium coffeatum
Lineage: Eukaryota; Fungi; Ascomycota; Sordariomycetes; Hypocreales; Nectriaceae
Exons: 2
Coding region: 1-3666 (1221 amino acids)
Biological process (GO): protein transport
Source: RefSeq, a predicted model, not a curated record
AUGGCCGAGUCUGGCGGCUCGAUCAUGAAUGGCAACGGCCACAUGAACGGCAAGACGAAUGGAAAGCCUAUCGCUGGCCGCAGAAGACCAAUUAAGCAGAGAAGAAGCAUUUUGGCAUGGACUUUCAAUGUCGUAGCUAGACUCGCGACAUGGGCUGCUAUCCUCACUGUCCUCUUCCGAUGCCCCUCAUCACUUGAGGAGUGCGACGAGACCUCUCCCUCAAUCUGCAAACCAUAUUUCCAGCUUAAGAACACCGUGCAACCUCAGGUGCAACCGUACUACGACCAUUACGCAGCACCCUACGUCGAGAUCGCCCGUCCUUACUACGAGACCGCCGAGAAGAAGGUCUGGCAGCCCACUCGUGCGUACGCUGUUCAGUACGGAGCUCCUUGGGUCGAGAAGGCCCGGGAGCACACUCUAGCUCAAUGGGAGAAGAACGGACAACCCCAGCUCGUCAAGUACCAGGCUCUUGCACGUACCCAUUAUGAUCAGUCUGUUGGCCCCUACGUCAACCAAGCUGGCGAGCAGCUAGGCCCAUACUACGAAAUCGCUCGUACCAACGGCCUGCAAGUCUACUACGAAUAUCUUCAGCCAGGUUAUGCCUACGUUCACCCUUACGCUGUUCGAGGUUACGACGCGGCUUCCGAUUUCACCAAGACCACUGCGCUUCCUACCGCUUACUGGACCUACAACAAGACCUACUCUUUCCUUGACAGCAAUGUCUGGCCUCACAUCCGCUCUGUCUAUGCCCAGAGCGUUGAGCCCCAGCUUGUUCGCAUUGGUGAGCGCUUAGGACGUUACAAGAACAAGUCCAAGUCUAUCCAGGAGAACUACUCUGCAAGCUAUGCCACUGGAACAACCGCUUCUUCCUUCCAGAAGCCUUCUCCCCAGAGCACCACAUCAGUCGCAUCUGUCGAGUCCGCUAAGUCUUCUGCAUCUUCCUCUCAGGCCCCUGUGGCCACAGAGAGCGCCAAGCCCGUAGUUGAAUCGGGUUCUCAGGAAUACAUCAACCCUGUGCAGGCUCCUCCUGCUGGUGAGAAUGAGAGCGAGACUCGCCGAAAGGCCCGCGAGAUGGUGGCCCAGGACCUGGAGACCUGGCAGACCAAGUUUGCUACACAAGCCGACGAGGGUGCCACUGACUUGGAAGAGCGCGUAGGCGAAAUCGCCAAGCGUGUGAUCGAGGAAAAGGUCAACACCAAGGGCAAGAAGCUCUUUGACGACCUUGAAUCCACAAUUGAUCAGGAACUUAAGAGUCUGCGAAGCAAGAUCUCUGCCCUUGCUGGAUCUCAGGGAGACAAUGUCGACGAGGAGAUCGUUUCUGCUGUCCGAACUUCUGGCAAGACCAUCAAGCAGAAGGCUCAAGCUAUUCGACAAUGGCGUCAACAAUAUGACCAGGAGCUCCAGGAAACUGUUGUCACAGUUGCCGACGUUCACUUCCAAGUUCUGGACGAGACUAGAAACCUCGCCCUGCAACAGAUUGGCAUGAGGUGGGCGUGGACUGACGGAAUCACCUACAAGGACUGGGCCAAGUACCAUGAGCUCAAGGCUACUCUGAACGAGUGGACUGAACAGCUCAAGCAGUUGAUUGUCACCCACCCGGCACUUCUCGAGGCUCAAGAUGCUGCCGCACGAGUCGAAGACGAGGGAAUGGAAAUUGCCUCUGUCGCCGCCAAGGAGCUGGCUCGUCUCAAGGAGGUUGCCCGUUGGAAGGUCACCGCCGGUGAUGCAUCCGACAACUUUGACAGCGAUGCCAUGAAGCUUGCCGCCGAGCAAGUCAUUGCAGCCAAGGAAGCUGACGAGCAGACCCCCGCACAGGAAGACAAUGCAGCCUCUAGCCUUUCGGAAGUUGUGGAAGAAGCUACAUCGGAAGCCGCCGAGGUUGUUGAGGAAAGCUGGGAAGACUUUUGGGGUUCAUUGAACUAUGAGCCCCCCGUUGAGGAGGCCACCGAAGCCGCCGAAUCCGCUGUCUCAAGCGCUUCGUCUAUUGUCGACGAACCUAACGUAAUCGAGGAGGCUACCGAAGCCGUAUCAGACAGCGCCAAAUCAGUCGCCAGCGACGCGUCCAGCCUUGUUAACCAGGGCGAGAAGAGCGCCAGCAGUGUCGCCAAAGAAGCUUCCGCAUCCAUUGAAUCGCUCUCUUCGACAGCGUCCGAGUCCGCCACCGCCGUCAGCGAGGAAGCAUCAAGCGAGCUCUCGCAAGUAGUUGAGUCAGCCACCAAAGCCCCAGAGUCAGAAGACAGCAGUAUGUCGACCCCCCUUGCCUCGGAAGCAUCAGAAGUGCUCAUCGGUGACCCCUUUUCGAUAGUCAGCAAUGGUAGUGAAGAGCCCCUUGUGCCUGGUGGUAAGGAGCCACUCGUCGAGAUUGAGGAGGACCCUGUGAUUCAUCGCGACGAGACUCCUCUGUCCGACCAGCACGAGAAAGUCAAGCCUGCCUUCCUCGGCGCCGCAGCCCAGGAGGUUCCUCACCGACAGAUUGUCCUCGACGAUUACGUGGAUACCGAUGCGAUCGCCAGCGCCACUGAUGCCGCCCAGUCUGUGUACUCGAACGCCGUUUCUCGUGCUUCUGAGCAAUACUCGAGCGCCCUCUCCGUCGUUUCCGCUCAGAUUUACGGAACCCCCAAGCCAGUCCAUGAGCAGCUUCUGUCCUCUGUCUCAAACUCUUACGACCAGGCAGUCUCUGCUGCUGGUGAUCAGCUGGACAAGGCCAAGUCCGCCGCUACAACUGCCGCUUCGCAGAUGCCUGCUACCACCACUGUCCCCGACUGGCUCAACUGGGAGCGCAUCGAGUCCAUUGCAUCUCAGCGACUGAACGAAGGCCGACUUUGGGCUGAGAUCCAGUACCAGAGUGCUCUCAUCGCUGCAGGAUACGCCACACCUACACCUUCCUCUGCCCCCGAGAAGUACUACGAGCAAGCCAAGGUCAACUACUACGCUGGCCUCGGUAUCGCCCAGGACCGUUACUCUAAAUUCCUGGCUGGUGCCUCAUCUGCUCUCUCAUCUAUGACUGCCACCCCUACUCCCACUGACCUUGCCGGAUCCGCCUCUUCUGCUGCCUCUGUGGCUCGUGAGUCCGCUGCUUCAGCUGCUCAAGCGGCUGCUGAUGCUGCUGGAUCCGCCUACUCCGCUGCUGAUGACACUGUCAAGUCAGUCGUUCAGGCUGUGGAUGACACCGUCAACUCUGUUGUCGAUGCAGCCAACGAGCAAAUUUCUAGCGCUGGUCUCCUCAUCGGUGAAUCUUGGAACAGCGUUGUUGACCAGAUCAGUGGCCAAGUUUAUGGUGAGCCUACACAGAUUGCCUGGUACGAGCAUGUUUGGGGUGACGCUGGCUCCGUCGCUUCCAAGGCUACUGGUGUUGCUGCCGACAAGGCAUCUGUUGCCUCUGAAGCCGCUGCUGCCUCCGCUAUUACUGCCUCUGCCGAGGCCAUGAAGCAGUACGAAGCUAUGAGUGGACUUGUCUCCGAGCUCAUCAGCGGCAAGGAGCCCGCUUUCACCGACAGCGUCAUGAACCGAUUCAAGGCAGCUUACGCUACCGCUGCCGCCAAUGCUGAGAGCCUCAGAAGCCAAGCUAAUGAAGCUGCCGCUUCUGCUGCCGACAAGGUUGGCAGCGCUGCCAGCGGCGCUACCGAAGCCGCCAAGGACAAGUUCCAGCGCAAGGAUGAGCUGUAA